ACAUGUGGUAUUCGUUUGAUGAACAUCGCAUAUUGUGUGUGACACACAGUCUGUUCAGGCGGCAUGCCGUGUGCUCUCCUCGUUCAGUGUUCAUAUAUCGAUCGUCAUCGUGAGUCGGACUAUGUAGCGGUAUUGUCGACAAAACAGCUUGAACUCGCUCAUUCAGUGAUAUUCUGCGGAAGAGUAAAAACGUUGUUUUUUUUUCUUCAGUAUCGUGUUUCUUCUUUCUUUCGCGCUUUGUUUUGUUGGUUCUGUCUCUCUGUUGUGAACUUUUGGUUGUUGUCUCUCUGAGAGUGUGACACCGAUAAAAUUACAAAACAAAAGAUUGUUUUUGGUGUUUUUGUAGUGCAACAUAUUGACAGCUGGCUGCCUUUUUGUCUCACACAUCUCACUUGCAAUUGUUGUCAACGUUUAUCCAGCGAAUGAACUUGCUUGUGCUCGGACAAUAAAUUAAAGUGUGUAUAUGUGCUAUAGAAUGUAAUAACGGCGAAAUUAAUGUAUUACUAAAAUUGUACUAAUUCGCCGUUCUAACGAAAAACAAAUUAGAGCUCAGUUAUAGAUAUUAUUACCUUUUUUUUUGUUUCUAUUCGGUUUUUGUUUGCGAUUGUCCGCGAUUUUUGUGUGUCUAUGUAUCAGUGUGUUUAUGACGGAAAACCUGACAUUUUCGUGUUUAAUCAUUUGUGCAAAAUUAACAGCAAUUUUUCAAAGUACACAACAAAACAAACUCCAGAGAGAGGAAAAAAAACGAGAGAAUGUUAAAAUUGCAGUGUUUUCUUAAAAAACCACAACGUCCUGUUUAGCAAAUAGUAUAUCCAAAUCUAUAAAACAAUUUUAAACACACACUCGGACUGCAAGCCAAACACGCACACGGAUUAAAAUUUUCUGUUUAAUUUUUUGUUUGCUUUCUCGGGACGAAACACACAAAGGAAAACAUAGAUUAGAGAGACCGAUUUGUGAAAAGUAAAUGAAAAUAAAAAUGAAGUGAAUACAAAAAUUGGAUUGCAGUAAAUGUACUACUACUACCAGAAACCGAAAUAAAGCGGGCAAAAUAAUUGUUUUGUAAAUGUAAUUAAAAAGCGUGUGUGUCUACUCAACUCUACUGUACUCUGGUUGUCGGAAAAUUGACUUUGAAAAUCGAUUUGGAGUGAAUAACAACACUAUUUUGGUAGCGAACAUUUUUUUUUCGGGGAGAUUUUAUUCUUCUUCAAAACGAGAAUCGCCGCUCUUCCAAACACAGCAUCUACAAUACAAAAAGAGAGUCAUGGGAAAUAAUUUGUGUAGAGAGCGAAUCGCACGAGCGGACAACUCAAAAAGUCCAAUCGAUCGAAUCAUCGGAAGGUGUGCACAGAUUUGUCCGGCGAACGAAGCAAAAUCGAAUUAUUGGCAGAAGCACGUCUUGGAAACCGGACCGCCGACAAGAACGCAACCACAAUCAACAAUGAACGAUGGUUGGCGCAAAGUCACGCUGACUGUUCCAAAUGACAAAAUUAACGAUGAGUCUAAUUUGGGCGAAACACCGGUGGCACCGCCGCGUCGUAAACGCUCAUCGGUGAUCGUUGAUCGUCAACCGUGCGGUUUUAAAGAGCUGUUUGGUAAUAAUGUAUCGCGACGCUCGUCAUGCGACAGCAUUUUAAGAGAUGACAAUCCAUUGACCGAACGCGAACAAGAAUUGCUUCAGCAUAAGCGCAAGAGUAAGUCCAUAUCGGACUUUAAUUUAAAUGAAAUCAAACCAGCCGAUGGUUUGUCAAUAUCAACGAUUCGAAUACCAGUUACACGUACUCUUUCUUUGAUGGAAAGAUCGAUGGUCCAACAAACAAGCCCUCCAAUUACCCGUCUAACACUGCAACGCAAAGUGUCCCGUGUUGGCAACAAAAAAUCCGAUAAAUUUUUUGGUGAAAAUUUAUCCGAUUGUCUGUCCGAUGAUCCAAUUACGCCCGAACCAGAACCAACCAGCAUUUCAUUUACAUAUCACACAAUUAGCACAUUGAUCACACCAAUUCCACAUGCAUCCGUUGAUGGUAAGGAUAAACUAGACGAUUUCAUUGCAGCAAAUGCAUCCGCACCAACAAAAUCUGAGGCUAUCGAAAUUCCAACACCAAGACCAUUUAUAAUAGGCGAACAAUACGAAUCGAAGCAAAUUGCAGACGACGAUAAGAAGAGCAGUCUUGAUAAGAAGGCUGAAUUCUUGAUGGCAAUGUUGGAAGGUACCUCAUCAUAUAGUUCGAUUGAGGAGCCCAAAUCACCGCCACGAAGAUCACAUUUGAAAAAAAGAAAUAGCUCAACACCGGCAUUCGCCGACGCAGUCAACAAUCAAGAAUGUGUUGUUGCGAAAAAGUCAAUUGCAGAGGAUAAAAGUGAAGUCAAGGAGCGGACGGUCGCUAAUAAUGACGAUGCUGAGUAUUACAAGGGAAUGACGCCAGUUGAAGAGCCAUUGAUUGUACCGCGCAAAAGUCCAACUAAACACAUUUGCGACGACGACGAUCAUCAUAUACAAAAGCACAUCGAUCACACGCAUGCAACGCCCAAAGAAAACAAACCAAUUGAAACGACCGAACUGAGCGCUGAAGAAAUCGAAAAGUACAUGAUACAGCAAGUGAACCAUUCACCAGAGAAACCGAAACGUGAUUUGAGCGUGUAUGAAAAGUCAGUUCGGGUGACUCCGACUGCAACCGUACCCACAACUCCAAUCAUUACUCCGGUGAAACCCGUCGAAACUGUGAACGCUGUGUCGAAACCAGUACCAAGGGUGCGACAUUUAUCCCAAGAAAAUUUGAUGUCACAGAAAAUUUUGGCACCACCAAAAAGCAACGAUACAAUCGAUUUGAUGCGCAUCAAAUCCAUGCAAAACAAUACCAGCAGCAGAAGCAACAACAACAACAACAACAACAUCAAUCAGUUUGAUUUCAACAAGUUCAAUGGGGACGUUCGAUUGGAGUCACUUUUGAAGAAAUACACGAGUCAACAAUCAUUCUUUACACAAGAGCUCUUGAGCCAAAUCGCUGAUCGUGUCUAUGGAUUCUCCGAUCCAUUUGAAAUGCAUGAAACAUUCGAUGACGGUUCAUCGAAAUGUAUUCCAAAUUCAAAAUUAACAACCCGAAAAAUUUCCGCACAUCGCAAAGAGUCAACCGUAACACGUCCAAUCUUCGAGAGUGAAGUUGAAGCUACGUCCGUCGAAACGGCUCCGAAAAACGUGCAAAUGGAACAAAAAUUAGUGAAUCCGGACAUAAAUGGAAAUGAAAGUAUGGCAACUGACGUGGAGAACAAAAGCAAAGAAACGGUGAACAAUGCAAAGAACAUUGAAAAUCGACCAACAUUUGUUGAUGAACAAGUCAAACGUGAUACCGAAAGUUUCAUCUCGAUCGAACGAAAUAAUUCCGAAGUGUGUGUUCAAAGUAAACAAGUGGCUAAUGUAACAAGCACCCAAGAAAUCGUCCAAGAGCAAAUGAUUCCAUCGCCAGAAUCAGAAAUUGUGCCGUCUUCCGAAGAGAAGAAAGUCGUAAGUGCGACAAAUCACGUUUUAGAUGAUAUUUACAAAAAUAAUAACACCAUAUUGGACGAAUUCCAGAAGAGUUUGAAGGGCAACACCGUAACGGAGCAACAUAGAAAUUGUGAUAGUAAAUCGGAGAACCUAAAUAGCAGCGAUGAUGAAAAUACGGACAGUGAUAUAACGGUGAAGGAAGUGCCCUGUGUCAAACUAACUGAACCAAAAGACGAACAUCAAACGCUAACGCUGCCGAAUUUUGGUGCUGCUGGAAAACGAGGAAGCAUCGUUGAGGUGGAUGAAUGUUUUCUGAAGCACAAUGAAUUUUCAAACCUUCAGAGACGUGGCUCAGAAAGUAAUACCGGCUACGAUACACGUAAAGUGUAUCCAUUCGGUAAAUCGGAACCAGGUGCUGGUUCGGAAUUUUUCGACAGUAAAUCGCUGUCAAAAAGCGCAGAAAAUAUUUUAAACGACAAUGUUACAAAAGCCGAAUUAACCGUUGAACAAAAGGAAAAUUCGCAUGAAAAUUCUUCCACAAACGACCAUUCAAUCCUAUUGAAGUAUUUAAAAUAAACGAACUAAAACUAAAAGAAACUAUUUAAUAAAUAAAAUUUAAAAAAAACACACACAAACUUUACUCAGUAAUAUACAUAUAUAUAUGUCAUUGUAGAUGCUAGAAAAUAUAAUAAAUGUAACCAAGUUUCAAUUAGAGCUUAGAAAUUGAUGCAUUUGUAAUAAUUGAUGAUUUAUCCAACUGUUAAAUUAACGAAAUAAAUGCAAAAAAAUUUCAAGUAGA
Sitodiplosis mosellana (orange wheat blossom midge) is the source of this 4277-nucleotide messenger RNA. RefSeq lists its product as uncharacterized. Lineage: Eukaryota; Metazoa; Arthropoda; Insecta; Diptera; Cecidomyiidae. The transcript is spliced from 5 exons. Bases 1262 to 4054 code for a protein of 930 amino acids. The record is from RefSeq and is a predicted model, not a curated record.